GUCAACCGCCAUUAAGAAAAGAGGAAGAAAUACGAGCAGCAUACUUCCGGUUAUGCAGUAUGGCAGCAAACUCGGCUGUUUUCAGUCGGCGUUUCCUCGCGGCGUUAAGGACACACACUUGGAGAACUAAUGAGUUAGCAGGCAGCCGGCGGGUCUCUACGGUACUGAUAUCCAACCACGGGGGCUCUGGCGACCACACACAACUGGACCGCAGGGCUCCGACCUGGGACAGGGAAGGACAAGGCGACCGCAGCCAAUCCAGUCUGCUUCGGUCAUUGUCCUUGGGCUUGGGACUGUGCACUUUUGUUGCGCUUUUGGAUCGUCGAGAGGACGGCAGACCUGUAACUGAGCCCAAAUCACACGGCAUACUUGAACGCAUCCUGCCGUCAGCUCAGUGCGCUUCACCUUUUAAACCCGACACCCCUCGGCAUAAAUACAACUUCAUAGCAGAUGUCGUGGAAAAGUCCACGCCGGCUGUCGUCUACAUCGAAAUUGUGGGAAGACACCCAUUUUCCCGGAGGGAAGAGGCAUUGUCCAAUGGCUCUGGUUUUAUUAUAAGCAGUGAUGGCCUUAUCGUGACCAAUGCUCACGUGGUGGCCAACAAGCGAGGUGUUCGUGUCAAGCUCACUAAUGGAGAUAUGUACCACGCCACCGUGCAAGAUGUCGAUCCGGUAGCGGACAUCGCCACCAUCAAAAUCUCUGCAAAGAAUCCCCUACCCACACUCGCACUUGGCCGUUCAUCUGAUGUCCGCCAAGGAGAGUUUGUGGUGGCCAUGGGAAGCCCGUUUGCGUUACGGAACACGAUCACAUCAGGGAUCAUCAGCUCAGUGCAGAGGGGCAGUAAGGAGCUUGGCCUGUCGAACUCGAACAUGGAGUACAUCCAAACCGAUGCGGCAAUCGACUUUGGCAAUUCCGGAGGUCCUCUCAUCAACCUGGAUGGUGAGGUCAUUGGAAUAAACACUAUGAAAGUCACUCCGGGCAUCUCCUUUGCUAUCCCGUCCGAUCGUCUGAGACUAUUCCUUGAUCAAGCUGCCAAAAGAAAAAGUUCCUGGUUUGGCGAGUCCGAGACAAAGCGGCGGUACAUUGGCGUCGUCAUGCUAACACUGACGCCGAGCAUCAUUGCUGAGCUGAAGCUGAAAGAUGCAUCUUUCCCAGAAGUGACACAUGGAAUUCUGAUCCUCGGAGUGAUCAGGGGCUCUCCCGCAAACAGAUCCGGACUGCUGCCGGGAGAUGUUGUGCUGGAGAUCAAUCGAGUGAAGGUGAACACCUCAGAGGAGAUCUACACUGCCGUGCGUGGUAGUGAUAAAAUCACCGUGGUGGUGCAACGAGGAGAACAGCAGCUUCAACUGCAAAUGACUCCUGAAUACACAGAGUGAAAAGCAGCCACACCACAUCUCACGUUUUGCUCACAUGCCAAGCAAAUAAAUUAUGUACAUGGAUAUAACUGUGAAACCUGUUAGUUGCCAUAGCUGCCUGGAAAUAAAGGGCACAUGGUAUGUAAAAUUGACUUUUGAAUCACCGUUAUAUUUUUGUUCUGUUUUAUAGCUGUAUCUCUAGAGUGCCUGCUCACCUAUCGAGUUUGAAAUUGUACGUCAAAUCUUGUGAGCUGACCUUUUUUGAAAAUGUGUGCGCGCGCACGUGUCGGGGGCGGGAGGGGCGAUGCAGUGUACUGUAUCUCCUUUUAAAUGUUUUCACAUUUUAUGGAGUCAGCAUUUGAUUUGAUAAACAUUCAUCUAUUUCUCAUUCAACGCCUUCUGACGGUGUAAAUUCAUGACACAUGAAGUAAUAAUUGUAAGACAGCCAUUUAAUGUUAGUAACAAGAAGCAUGGUAUAAUUGAUUAUUUGUUCAAUUACACAGACUACAAUUAACUGAGCGAUGUUGGACAAAUUACAAAUGGUGCUAUGAUCACAUAAGUAAAAUGCAGCCUGUUCAGAUCCCUCUUAUUUGUGUUUUGAGUGUAACCCAUCUUUA
This is a messenger RNA of Hippocampus comes (tiger tail seahorse), 1972 nucleotides long. RefSeq names its product serine protease HTRA2, mitochondrial. The record is from RefSeq and is a predicted model, not a curated record. Gene Ontology annotation, biological process: positive regulation of apoptotic process; proteolysis; programmed cell death. Bases 60 to 1376 code for a protein of 438 amino acids. Lineage: Eukaryota; Metazoa; Chordata; Actinopteri; Syngnathiformes; Syngnathidae. The transcript has 9 exons. Gene Ontology annotation, molecular function: serine-type endopeptidase activity; protein binding. Gene Ontology annotation, cellular component: mitochondrion.